This is a messenger RNA of Parnassius mnemosyne (clouded apollo), 2418 nucleotides long. Lineage: Eukaryota; Metazoa; Arthropoda; Insecta; Lepidoptera; Papilionidae. The record is from the annotation of a GenBank genome assembly.
GCUACAAAAGCAGAAAAACCUCGACUUGUGCGAGUGCCAUCCCAACAAGGAUGGAUUGCAACUCUUGAAAGUUUUAUAAGGGUCUCCAAAUUGUUAUUUGAACAGUAUAAUGUAGAAUAUUAUUAUCCGAGGAAUAUUAGAAAAUUUUUUUGGCCGUAUAAGAGCUAUAAAUUAUAGAAAUGUUAACCCAGAUGCAAACACAUUUAUAUAUGCCUUUAAAUCUUUGAUGUUAUCUAACAUGCUUAGUCCACAUUCCAAAUUCUCUAACUGUGAAGAGGAUAAUGGAGAAACAUUAUUAAAUGUUAGUCUUCUUUUUAAAAACCUUCAUAAUAAUAAAGAAAAUGACUCGGAAAACACUGUCAGUAUUUCGCGAGAUCUCCCAUCUUCUUCACAAGCAAGUUCAAGAGAAAAGUUGCUGGUGAAUGAUGUAGUCAUGGAAAAAAUCAAAGUCCACUGCUCAGCUUACACUGCUGGAUACAUUUGUCGGAAAAUAACGAGAGCGAUUCGUUGUAAGGAUUGCAUCAAAACAUAUAUUAGCAGUACGGAGACAAACAUUCACUCUUACAUUAAAUUUAGAGAGUAUAAAUUGUUAAAAAAUAAUAAUUUGGCAUACCCUAACGAAAAAUUCCUUAUCUUGUACAGGGAUGGUACUCACUUUAUUCAUAACUAUUUGAAUUAUAGCUGUAUUGGAAGUAAUAUAAAAAGUAAUUUGAAAAGAAAAAUAUUGAGCACUUUGAGUUUUUCCUGCCUAGGGUGUGAUAAGCAUGCCUUAAUUGUAAAAAACUUUUUCACCAAUAUUUUAAUUAGAUUACAUGGACACAAUUGGUGCAACAUAAACAAUAAAAUAUUGAAGGGUGAUAUUGAUGAAAAAUAUGUAUCUAAAAUGGGUGAACCCCAAAAAUUGGCCUUAAAGAAGUAUAAAAGUCUUAGGUUAAGAAAAAAAUGUUUAAGUAAAUAAAAUGUUGAUGAAGUGACGACCUGGACAUGCAGGUGGCUUAGGACCGUGCUUUGUGACAUUUCUUGGGGGAGGCCUACGUUUAGCAGUGGACUUGUGAAGCGCUGUAAUGAUGACGGUGGUUAAAUAGAAUGUUCGGAUUCCUGAAACGUAAACUCUGUUUCAGGUCCCCGCAAACCAAGUAUAUAACGAGGCGAUAUUGCGAAUAGCUAUGUUGUGUGUGCCGGACAGGUACGUGUGGUGCCGGAAGCGGCCCCCACCAUUCGAGACACCGCGCGCACGUACCUUCCAAACGAGGCCCACUGACCCGAGUGCUGCACACUAAAUAAAGUAGCUCAGGAUGUAGAUUUAUUCUGCUGUUCCUUGGGUGAAUUUACCUAAGUGACAUUAUAUUAUGUAUUAUGUUAUAAUAGUAGAUAAGUUGUGUUCUGUCCUUAUUAAAUUAGAUAGUUUUAUAUGCCUACGCUGUCGUAUUAGGUACGCCUGUAAAGACAGAGGUAGAAAUAAAUAAAUAAAUAAAUAAAGUUACUCCCUAAAAAUCUCUGGUCUGUAGCAACCUAGAAUAUGCUUCUAUAGCGCGGAGUCGAUUUUAUGCUAUAUUACGCUAUUAGCAUCUUGAGCAUACUUGUUAUUUUUAAUGUUGAUGUCGAUAUUUGUUUAUUUUUCAGAUGCUUAUCAUGGAACAACCUCCAAGUGAAAGUACCAACACCAAGGAGAUAAAUGUUCUUUUUAAAAGUAAUUUAUGUUACCAUAUAACUUAGUUAUAUGAUAAUAUAGAUUACUUUUUAAUUACGAUUAUACUAAACUGUCGUUAACAGUAGCCAUACAGAGUUAAUACAUACAAUAUAGAUGUAUACAUUAUAUAUUUAUUCUUUAAUUUUGGGUUUAUGUAUAAGAGCAUAAAAUUCACAAAUAUUGUUUGUUUUCAGGAAUAGAAAUCUGAUGUGAAAAGCUGAUGUGGUGAGACAAAUGUUGCCAGAAGAUACAAAAUGUACACAUUGGCAAAAUGGUUACGUGGUGAAGAAAAUGAAAUAAAAGAAGAGAUGUUAAAAUUUAAAAAAAAGGUUGUAACUUGUAGGUGAACAAUCCUCACAAAGACUUGCUUAAUGUCCAAUCUAUUUUAAAACUGUAGAGAACUAUUUGAAAACCUUUAUUUUAUGUUAAACAAAUAACUUUCUUAUUAAUACAAUUAAAAUAAUUUUGUAAAAAAAAUGGCCAGGCCAAAAAAGUAACUUGAAAAGUAAAAUAUUAAGCACUUAAAUAUGAUUCAUGUGGUUUAAUUUGCUUUAUUUAAUGAACUAUAAAUAUUGCUCUGUUUCUCGUCAAAUUGUACUUAUUUAUGCACAAUGUUAUGUACGAUUUUCUAAUUUGUUUAUAUAACUUAAUGUGCCUUUAAUUUAAUCCUAAAAUUACGUAUGUAUAUGAUGUAGGUGUGCUUGAAUAAAAAAUAAAUGUUGAUGUAU